CCCCAGAGUGAUGAGGUAUCUCCGGUCCCCCGCAUAUGCCCACCUGGCUGCUCCGGUGGCCCCCAACAGCAAUUCAUUGUGCUGCCGCCAAGAAUGUUUGUUCUUCUUUCAAAAAUGGAUUUUCCUUUUUAUAUGAACAGAGCAACUCCUAAUCCAGUCAGAAUGCAGAGGUCUGAGCAAGCCUCCAAAUGCAAGGAUAUAUGGAGUAACAACUGGUCAUCGUCAAUCAAGAAGAAAAGAUAUUCUGAAGAUUAUUAUUUACAAAUAGUUGGGAAACUACACAACUGUACCUGGAAUAGGAGACCACAAGAAUAUACCAAAUUCAGGGCAGAGCUUGCUUCAUGCUGUGAUGCUGUUCAUAACUUUAUUGCUUCUCAAAAUAAUACCCCACUGGGAAGCAACAUGACUUACGAAGUGGACAAUAAAAAAACCAUCCACAUUACAGAGGACAUAUUCCGGAUGUUGCCAGAGUCUCAGCCUCUGGAUUUCCCUUUCAAGCACUGUGCAGUUGUUGGAAACGGAGGGAUCCUUAAGAGCUCCAAUUGUGGAGCUGAAAUUGAUAAAUCUGACUUUGUGUUUAGGUGCAACCUUCCCCCAACCAGUGGAAGUGUCAGUCAAGAUGUUGGCAAUAAGACAAACCUUGUAACUGUUAACCCAAGCAUUAUAGCCCAGAAAUAUAACAAACUGAAUGGUCAGAAGGCCACCUUCCUGGAAAACAUUGCGAACUAUGGAGAAGCUUUCCUUUUGCUACCUGCCUUUUCCUUCAGGAGCAACACAGCAGCAUCUUUCAAAGUACAUCACACCCUGAAAGAAUUCAGCGCAAAGCAGAAGGCCAUAUUUUUCUAUCCCAGGUAUCUCAAAAGUCUGGCUCAGUUCUGGAGGACUAAGGGUGUCAAAGCCUACCGGCUGUCUUCUGGCUUCAUGAUCACCAGUGCAGCGGUGGAACUCUGUGAAAAUGUGAAGCUGUAUGGUUUCUGGCCUUUCUCAAAAAACAUAGCAGGCAUCCCCAUAAGUCACCACUACUAUGACAACCAACUUCCAAAGCCUGGUUUCCAUGCCAUGCCCAAGGAGUAUAACCAGAUUCUUCAGCUCCAUGGAAGAGGUAUCCUCAAGCUGCAGUUCGGCAAAUGUCUAACAGAGUAGCCCAAGGUAUAUUUUCAGGAGGGGGGGACACUUUCUUCUGUCAAGGUCCUGCAUUCCCAUCUUGGUGGAGGGGACAACAGUUUAUUGAAGGGCGAUGCCAGAAGGGGUUGAUGCUGAAGCUCAAAUUGGGUUAUAAAAGCUCCUUUCUCUCUGUCUUUCUGACACUCCUUUUUCUUUCUUUGUGACAGUUCUUUUGUUUCUAACUUUCCCUUCUCUGAUUCUCUCUGUCUUAUCCACCCAUUGACACUUCCCAAAAUUUGAACUUAUUGCCUACAAAGGGUUUUUGAAAUGAGGACAACUGCACAGAAUUAGGGUGAGAACCAGAGGGUGCACUGAGAUCAUGAGUUUGUCAUUUUUAUUUUCAAUAGAAGAGAAUGUUUAUAGUUCAGGGUUGAACUGUGGAGUCCUUGGUGAUCUCUGAGCUUGCUUGCUUGCAGAUGUCUCAUUACCCAACUAAAUAAAACCGUCAGUGACUCACACUGAUGGUGUUACCUAGUUGGGUUAUGAAACGUCUGCAAGCAAACAACCAAGCACGUAGAGCACCAAAAACUCCAUAUUUUUACUUUACUUGAAUAUAUAGUCAUUAAUUAAGCAGCAAUGGCUUCAUGUUUUACAGCUGGGAUGGGCAAUCCGUGGCCCAUGGCCACAUACUACCCUCAAAUCCCUGGCUGCCAGACCUCUAUGAUUGAAACUGGCAGCACUGUUUGCUGUCAGUU
Molecule: messenger RNA, 1859 nt
Organism: Python bivittatus (Burmese python)
Lineage: Eukaryota; Metazoa; Chordata; Lepidosauria; Squamata; Pythonidae
Source: RefSeq, a predicted model, not a curated record